UUGGAGCUGAAGCCGUUCACAUGAACAGUCUGAAAUGCUAACUCAGCUAGCUCUUUAGCUCGACAGUCUCGCUGAGCAGGCUUGUGACAGCAUCUGCAAGGUUAGCUCAGCUCGGUCAGUUGGCUAGCCCCUGCCUCGUUUCAUGACCUGCAUCAUCGACUGGGGGAGUGUCAUGCUAACGUGGGACUUAACUCGUUAAAUAAAAUGUAUUUUUACAACGUCAGGAAGUAAUAUUGAUGUAGAUAACUGACAGUAACUUUCAAUUUAGCUACCUCUGGGAGUAAAUAGCGGUUAAACGAGUUUACCAGACUUGCUACCCAGACAUGAAGUUGUUUGAACUGUUUCUGAUAUAUACACACUUAAGUUAUUUGUUUUAGUGAGAGCUCAGCUCGUCUGAAGGUGUGUGACAGUGUGGGAACAGCUCUGUCAUGGCUUACACACUCCUGGAGAAACAGGAAGUGAAACCAGGCACAGUGUAACCCUGCACAUUAAGUAGUUUGCUCUCUGUUAAUGUUGUAUUUUAUACAUGACACCCUAUGCACACACACAAACACAAACCAAUUCACAAAUACACACACACACACACACACACAGCCAUGUCUCCAUCAGUACCCCUGCAGGAGAUGAUCCGGGCCAUCAGGUCAGCAAGGACGCAGUGUGAGGAGCGGGGUGUCAUCCAGAGGGAGUGUGCAGCCAUCCGGGCACAGUUCAGACAAUCUGACAAUGGGGGGCGAUCGCACAACCUGGCCAAGCUGCUCUACGUGCACAUGCUGGGCUACCCCGCUCACUUUGGUCAGAUGGAGUGUGUUCGGAUGAUAGCCAGCCCUCGCUACAGUGAGAAGCGUGUGGGGUAUCUGGGCGCCAUGAUGCUGCUGGAUGAGAAGCAGGAUGCCAGCUUGCUCAUCACCAACUCCAUCAAGAAUGAUCUUUCUCACAGCAGCCAGCAUGUGCAGUCUCUGGCUCUGUGCACGCUGGCCUGCAUGGGUUCAGCUGAGAUGUGCAGAGAUCUGGCGCCAGAGAUAGACCGGCUGCUCCGAGCCUCCAACUCCUACAUAAAGAAGAAGGCUGCUCUGUGUGCUGUGCACAUUGUAAGAAAAGUCCAGGAACUGGGGGAGCUUUUUGCACCUGCGGCUCGGUCCCUGCUUUCUGAGAAGAACCACGGUGUGUUACACGGUGCUGUGGUGCUCAUCACGGAGCUGUGUGAGCGGAGUCCAGAGACUCUGGAGCGGUUCAGAAAGGCAGUGCCGGAUCUGGUUCAGAUCAUGAAAGGUCUGGUCAUUUCGGGUUAUUCUCCAGAGCACGACGUGGCAGGAAUCAGUGAUCCCUUCCUACAGGUACGCAUCUUGAGGUUGCUGAGGAUCCUCGGUCACAACAGCGAGGCAGCCAGUGACGCUAUGAACGACCUACUCGCUCAGGUGGCGACCAACACAGACAGCACCAAGACUGUGGGCAACGCUGUGCUGUAUGAGACUGUUCUGACUGUGCUAGACAUCAAGUCAGAGAGUGGACUCAGGGUUCUGGCUGUGAACAUCCUGGGAAGAUUCCUCCUAAACAACGACAGGAACAUUCGGUACAUCGCCAUGAUCUCUCUUCAAAAGAUUGUCGGGACAGACCACAACGCUGUGCAGCGCCACCGGGGAACCAUCGUGGACUGCCUGAAGGACCAGGACGCUUCUGUCAAGCGCCGCGCGUUGGAUCUCUCCUUGGCGCUGGUGUCGGCCUCCAACAUCCGCUCCAUGAUGAAGGAGCUGCUCAUCUUCCUCUCCUCCUGCCCCCCUGAGCUCAGGGCUCAAGCUGCCAGCGGCAUAUUCAACGCCGCAGAGAGGUAUGCGCCCUCCCAGCGCUGGCAUAUUGACACCAUCCUGCAUGUCCUCACCACGGCAGGGGGCGACGUGAGAGAUGAAACGGUUCCCAACUUGAUCCAGCUUAUCACCACCGCCUCAGAGCUGCACUGUUACACUGUCCACAAGCUCUACCGGGCUCUGCUCACUGACAUCUCUCAGCAGCCCCUGGUGCAGGUGGCAUGUUGGUGUAUUGGAGAGUACGGAGACCUGCUGCUGAGGGGAGACUGUCAGGAGACUGAGCCCGUUCAGGUCAGCGAGGACGAUGUCCUGGACGCCUUGGAAACGGUUCUGCAGUCCCACAUGUCGUCCCCGGCGACUAGAGGCUUUGCCCUCACCGCCACCAUGAAACUGAGCACACGCAUCACUGAUAACGUGGAUCGCAUCAGGAGCAUCGUCAGCAUCUACGGCAGCUGUAUAGAUGUGGAGCUCCAGCAGAGGGCAGUUGAAUACAAUGCUCUGUUCAAGAAAUAUGACCACAUGAGGGCAGCAGUGCUGGAGAGGAUGCCUGUGAUUGAAAAGAACUCCCCGGGUCAUACCAACGGAGAGUCAACAGGGGAGCCUGUCAGGGAGAUCCAACCAGCCAAAGUCAAGCAGGGAGAGCUCCCCCAACAGCCUGCUAACCAGGUGUGUGAUCUGUUGGACCUGCUGGGAGGCUCGGAGGAGACUCUGCAGCCCAGCCCAGCAGUCGGAGGCACAGCGGCUGGCCUGACCACCAACACUGCCAGCACUGCUGGAGGAGACCUCCUGGAUCUGCUAGGAGGGUUUGAGCCUGUCCCCCUCGCACCAGCUCCCACAGUGCCGGUGUAUGACAAAGACGGUGUGACUUUGACGCUAAGUUGUGAGAAACAGUCGGACUCAGGCCUGACAGUCACACUAACAGCCUCCAACUCCACUGAUUCAGACAUCAGCAGCUUCACCCUGCAGGCUGCAGUGCCCAAGAGUGUCCAGUUACACAUGAAGGCUCCGAGUGGGGACUGCCUUCCUGCACGAGGCGCAGCUAAGGUGACCCAGAUGGUAGUCCUCAACAACCCAAACAAGGUGAACCUGAAGAUGAGGGUCCGUAUAUCUUACAGCAGCCAAGGAUCAGCCUUUCAGGAUACAGUCCAGAUCGACUCCUUCCCUGGACUCAGUGCUGCCCACUGACAGCGGCCGUUCAGUCCAACGGGACUAUGACAGCAGUCUGUGGAUGAGUCAGCAGGCGUCGCCCCUCACUGACAGGAGGUUGUUUUUCUGCUGUCACACCCUCUGCACUACAGCCCAAGCUGCUGUUUCUUAAAUUCCCGAUUUUGUUGGUGUUUUUAUGGCUGAAGAACACUGUUCUUUCACGGGAAAUCACAGCUUCACACAUGAACCCCCCCUCCUCUGGAAUCCAAGCAUAAAUGUGACUGAUGGCGAAAGCUUUGGAGUAUGCCGGUAUUAUAUGGAAGUACUAAAAUAUUCAGUUUUUCAGGGUUUUUUUGCAGUUGUUCAACUGUCCAUAGAACUGUACAAUCCAGGCUUUUAAGCUACCAAGCUGAUUGUAGUUGAUGUUCCACUCCAUAGAUAUUUAUUCAUGUGGCACCUACCGGUCAGUGUGAGCCACCAAAUCAGUUGUCCUGACAGGGCACUCAUGUUUGCCUCCCUUUGAAAUGAUUUUCUUUAUUAAAUAUUUGCCUUUAGUAUCUUCACUUUGUUGAAAAUCAGUUUAACAUUUACGAAUGACCCACUACUACUCUAAAAUGUUCUUAUCCAGUACACUUGUUUUACUGGGAAACUGAAGGACAUGAAUUUGAGACUGAAGGGUGUCGGAUUUCAAACACAGCCUCAUGUGUUGCAUUCACUUGUCUUCUGUUGCUCCUAAUUUUCAUUCAUUUCCUCAUUGAGCUGAACAGUUUAGAGUAUCUUGAGUAUCCACCUCCUUAUGAAUUCCCUUGUGCCUUUCAUCCUCUCAAUAACUGACAUAAUCUCAUGCACCAAAAACACAAGAUUUAGUUCUGGAGCUCAAGAAAUGGUUUUAAAUGUAAGAGAUGUAGUCAUUAAAAAAAGUUUUUAUCCCAGCAAAUCAAGCAACACUUGACCAGUAUCUCCUUGCCUGUUGUUUACAGAUGCUCCUGAAUUCUUUUUACUUCCUGCAUCACUACACACAGUCUCCAGGAAAUAAAAGGGCAUGAUACUGUCGAGUAUAUUUUACAUAUUAAGUAUAUGAGCACAAUUAUAAGAGUCUUUGGAAAAUCUCUAAUACAACCCUUUGUUGUAGAAGGACAAAAAAGCGGGCUGUAAAACACGUGUGUAAAAGCUUCAUUUCAUAACUCAUUCCAUAUUCAUUGACCUCUAUUAAAAACAACUCUGGAUGCUGGAUGUCAGCAAUGGUGCUCUAAAUGGAUUUCAGUGCAAUCUCUUAACAGACUGUUUCAGAACACUACCUUAGCUAAAAUGUAAAGACAAGACCAGGAUGAGUAUUCUGUCAGUUGAAUAAACUGUCUGUAAAUCUUCUGUUUCAUGUCAUUUUCUAAUAAAAAUCAGUUU
This is a messenger RNA of Chelmon rostratus (copperband butterflyfish), 4349 nucleotides long. It is a transcript of the gene ap1g2, whose product is annotated as adaptor related protein complex 1 subunit gamma 2. Gene Ontology annotation, molecular function: clathrin-cargo adaptor activity. Gene Ontology annotation, cellular component: Golgi apparatus; membrane coat; AP-1 adaptor complex. Lineage: Eukaryota; Metazoa; Chordata; Actinopteri; Chaetodontiformes; Chaetodontidae. Gene Ontology annotation, biological process: intracellular protein transport; Golgi to vacuole transport; receptor-mediated endocytosis. The coding region runs from base 537 to 2987 and encodes 816 amino acids. The record is from RefSeq and is a predicted model, not a curated record. The transcript is spliced from 21 exons.